AGUGACCUCCCGUUGCCUUUCCUGGCAGCCCCUCACCCAAGGGUGUUCGUGGGCGCCUGCACAGAGGGUGGGGAGCAGGCGGCGUUCCACCACCACGCUGAGGCCUGGGUCAGAGGAUGCGCAGCCAGUCACCUCUGCUCCCCCAAGUCAAGCGAGGUACAGGCCGUCCCCAGGCCAGCAACGCUCUGGGUCUCACGUGCCCAGUCAACUUGAGGGGCAGCUCAGGCAGCGGUUUCCAUGGGAACAGCAUCUGCUCCUGGAGCUCCCUCGGGGCACAGAGCUGUCCACGCCAGGCCCGGGGCCCAGGACUGAGGAAAGGACCCGGCCAGGCCUGCCGUCCUCCUGGGACCCUCCUGGGCUGGUUCUGGUCUCAGCACAGAGGCUGAAUCUUAGGGAGGGAAGGUCCAUGGCAGGGCCACCCCAAUCCCAGGCACCCAGCACCCACCACUGAGCCUUCCUUCCCAGCGGGACGACCUGUCCUUGCCUCUCACUUGGUGUCAGCCAGCAGGCGGCUGUUGGCAGCCCAAGGCUGGACUCCAGCAUUGCAGCCCAUCCGACUGGGGACAAAAAGUUGACCCAAGGGACGGCGCCGGGGCCUGCGCUGUGGGUACCGCACUCCUGUCUGUCACCUGCUUAGGCCCUGAACCUUCUGGGCCCCAGUGGCCGAGGGAUUAGUCUCCCUCUGCUGCUAAUAGGCUUAGAGGAAGCCGAGCUGCCCUUGUUCUGGGCCAGGGUCACUGGGCUUAGGGCAUCGGGGAGUGGCUCUGGGGAGAGGAGAGGAGGUCACCUGGUCGGUGUUGCACGGACACCAACAGGUGACACUGGCGCCCACAGGGAGCUCCGAGCACUGAGCGGCUGGGAAGACACUGCCACAGCUCAGCGCAGCGUCUCCUGUGAGACCGGCCCCUUCCCUGCCUGCAUCCCCGCCUUCUCUCGGGUCCCCCUUCAUUGGCGCUGCCUGCGCCCAGCGUGAGGGAGUCCAGAAGCCCAAGGUCGCCACAGGGUCUCUGCCAGCCUGGCCAUGAACCUGGAGCCGCCCAAGGCCGAGAUCCGCUCGGCCACCAGGGUGACGGGGGGCCCUGUCACUCCCAGGAAAGGGCCCCCCAAAUUUAAGCAGCGGCAAACCAGGCAGUUCAAGAGCAAGCCCCCCAAGAAAGGUGUCCAAGGGUAAGCAGA
Molecule: messenger RNA, 1176 nt
Organism: Myotis lucifugus (little brown bat)
Lineage: Eukaryota; Metazoa; Chordata; Mammalia; Chiroptera; Vespertilionidae
Gene: PDE6G
Product: phosphodiesterase 6G
Exons: 2
Coding region: 1022-1171 (49 amino acids)
Biological process (GO): positive regulation of G protein-coupled receptor signaling pathway; visual perception; positive regulation of epidermal growth factor receptor signaling pathway
Cellular component (GO): photoreceptor outer segment membrane
Molecular function (GO): 3',5'-cyclic-nucleotide phosphodiesterase activity; cGMP binding
Source: RefSeq, a predicted model, not a curated record